Molecule: messenger RNA, 2062 nt
Organism: Xylaria bambusicola
Lineage: Eukaryota; Fungi; Ascomycota; Sordariomycetes; Xylariales; Xylariaceae
Product: amino-acid permease inda1
Exons: 3
Coding region: 201-1829 (542 amino acids)
Biological process (GO): amino acid transmembrane transport
Cellular component (GO): membrane
Molecular function (GO): amino acid transmembrane transporter activity
Source: RefSeq, a predicted model, not a curated record
GAAGUAUAAACCCCCAGCGUCAGACAGUCAAUCUCAAGAGAACCAAUUCCUCGUCCAUCACCAUCAUCCUCUUUCGACCAACGACAAGAGAGCGCCGCCGCCGCUGCCGCGACUGGCUCCCAAAGACGCUCAGGUAGUCUACGCCAGGCUGUUAAAGGGGACAACAUAAUCCGUAAAGAGGCAACGGAAGCAGCAGCAAGAUGGAUUACGUGGAUAAGGAAGCGUCGGCUGGCGCUGAGCCCUUGGAUCACUCGGUCUCGAAGUCCGUGGGAGAUGUCAAUCUCGAUCAGAACCACCAACUCGAGCGUGGUCUCAAGAGUCGCCACAUCCAGUUCUUGGCGCUGGGCGGAGCUAUCGGAACAGGUCUAUUCGUAGGCAGCGGGCAGAUCCUCGCGACGGUUGGCCCUGCGCCGCUGUUCAUGGCCUACCUGUCCAUGAUGUUCGUCGUCUGGAUCGUCAUGAACGUCCUCGCUGAGAUGACGACCUACCUCCCGAUGAAGGGUAUAUCGAUCCCGUACUUCGUAGGCCGCUUCGUCGAGCCCUCUCUCGCCUUCGCCACUGGCUGGAAUUACUGGUACGCGUACGCCAUCCUCGUGGCUGCCGAGUGUACGGCCGGUGCCAUCAUCAUCUCGUACUGGACAAACGCCGUGCACGUCGCUGUCUGGAUCGCCAUUCAGCUCAUCGUUAUCUUGUUCCUCAACAUCGUGGCCGUGUCAUGGUUCGGAGAAGCCGAGUUCUGGUUCGCCAGUAUCAAGCUGAUCACAAUCAUCGGCCUUAUCAUCCUGGGUAUCGUCUUGUUCUUCGGUGGCGGCCCGAAUCACGACCCCUUGUACUUCAAGAACUGGCAAGACCCGCCUGGAGCCUUCGUCCCGUAUCUGGCGGAGGGCAGCUGGGGUCGGUUCCUCGCGUUCUGGACCGCCUUCGCGCGCGCCGGUUUCUCAUUCAUCACUUCGCCCGAGCUGAUCGCGCUAUCCGCCGGUGAGACCGUGGCGCCGCGCCGCAACAUCCCCAAGGCCGCGCGACGAUACAUCUGGCGUCUCGCCAUCUUCUACGGUCUUGGAUCGCUCAUCAUCGGCAUCCUUGUGCGUAACGACGACCCCCGGCUUUUGUCUGGCAACUCGGACGCAUCCGCCAGUCCGUUUGUCAUCGGCAUCCAGAGAGCUGGAAUCCCGGUCCUCAACCACCUCAUCAACGCCGCCGUUCUCACAUCAGCGUGGUCCGCCGGCAACGCCUUCUGCUUCUCCGGCUCCCGUGUGCUCUACUCCAUGGCCCUGAGCGGGCAGGCGCCCAAGUGGUUCGCCAUUACCAGCAAGCGCGGUGUUCCUUAUGUCGCAGUGCUCUUCACCGUCUCCAUCGGCGCGCUCGCCUUCCUCAACGUCUCGAACUCGGGCGCCGUCGCCUUCGCAUGGUUCAGCAACAUCUCGACAAUCUCCGGUUUCAUCGCCUGGAUCGUCGUCAUGAUCACAUACCUGCGCUUCCGCAAGGCCAUGAUCUACCACAACAUGCUCGACGCGCUGCCCUUCCGCACCCCGUUCCAGCCCUACGCGACCUGGUUCAUGCUGUUCCUGAUCAGCGUCCUGACCUUGACCAACGGAUUCCAGGUCUUCGUCAACUUCACCGCCUCGAGCUUCUUGGCCGCCUACAUCACCAUCCCGAUUUUCUUGGGUCUUUACUUUAUCCACAAGAUCUGGUUCCGGACGCCGUUCGCGAUUAAGAUUGAGGAUGUGGACGUCAUCACUGGCAAGAAGGAGAUGGACGAGUUAGCUGAAACGGACGAGGAGCCACAACCUAAGAAUAUCUGGCAGAAAAUAUGGUUCUGGCUGGCAUAAGGUGGCGCAUAUUACUACCACUUAUUGAGGGAUUGUACUUAUAAUAAUAAAUGAUUUAGAAGCAGCGGGAUUAGAUUCCAACAUAUUUGUACCACAAUGCUUAUUGCCCUUCUUUCCAUCGCGAUGAAUUCCCAGAUUAGCAAUUGUUGAACAAGUGUCUAUAAAAUUAACAUCCCGAGCCGUCCGUGAUGUCCCGCGCUAAUCUUAGAAGUCGGGACGAGGCGGGAGAAAUA